AUUUAUACUUGACUUGAGUAGAUCCAAGUGAAACAAGAUGAUAAUUAAGUUUGGUCUAGUUAAUAAUUUCGUAGCAGGAGUAGCUGCAGCGGGAGUGAUGGCCUUUAUGUUCGGCACUGCUAUCAGUUGGUCUUCACCAGUCGUUCCAAAACUACAAAAUUUGACGGAUGAUAACCCGUUCGGCAAAAUAGCGACUACAAAUGAAAUUUCCUGGAUGACAUCUUUGAUGGUACUUGGAUCCUGCGUGGGUUGUUGGAUAUAUGCAUAUAUGGCCGAUAUAUUAGGAAGACGAUUCACCAUGUGUGCCGUAGGAGUUCCCAUACUUGCUAGUUAUUUAUUAAUGGCAAUAUUUAGAAGUAUUCCGGUAUAUUAUAUAGCUAGAUUCAUGACAGGUCUAGGAUUAGGAGGCGGGACCGUUAUACAAGUAACCUUUUUAAGUGAAAUAUCGAGUAAAACUAACAGAGGUUCUGCUUCUACAAUUGGAGGUAUGUUGCUUGGUGUAGGAGCUUUGGCCAGUUAUUGUAUUGGGCCAUGGGUUUCAGUAACAACUUUGAACAUCAUUUUAGCUGUCAAUCCUUUACUUGCUAUUUUGACAGCGUUCUUGUUUUGCGAAGAAACGCCGUACUACUAUCUUAUGAAGAAUCAAGAAAACUUAGCUAAAAAUGCUUUAAAAACAUACAGAAAUCCAGGCACAAACAUUGACGAAGAAAUCAAAGAGAUAAAGGAGCAAAUCGAGCAACAAAACUCUGGAAAAUUAAUAGAAGUGCUUAAAACUAAAGCUUUUAAAAAAAGUUUUAUUAUAGCAAAUGCGUUGCUCAUUUUCCAACAAUUUACUGGUAUUAAUGGUAUAACUAUGUACAGCCAAACCAUAUUUUCUAAAACAGGCUCAACUUUAUCACCCGCAAUUUGCUCAAUUAUUCUCGGGGUUCUUAAUCUGGCUAGUGGUUCCAUAGCUCCGUUUGUAGCCGAAAGAUUUACUAGAAGAUUUCUUUUAAUACUUUCAGCCUUAGGAAUGAUUAUUUGUGAGUCCGUUUUGGGAAUAUAUUGUGUUUUAGACGAUGCAGGAAAAGUGUCGUCUUCACUAAAAUUUUUACCCAUCAUUUCCUUAGCCGGAUUCAUGUUCACAUAUAACUUUGGAGUUGGCCCUCUUUGCUGGGUUGUUAGUGGCGAGGUAUAUGUUACAAGGGUAAAAACAUUUGCUAUGUCCUUCUCAGUAUUUAUUUACUACGUUAUAGGAUUCUUUAUUGCUCAAUACUUUAAUCCAGUAAGCGAAGCAAUUGGAAUAGGAGCUGUGUUCUUUAUUUUUGCUGGUUGUUGCACUGGAUUUAUAUUAUUUGUGGUAUUCUAUGUUAUCGAAACUAGUGCUAAAACGUUGGAGGAAAUCCAAGAUGAACUAAAUCGAUAG
Molecule: messenger RNA, 1405 nt
Organism: Diabrotica balteata
Lineage: Eukaryota; Metazoa; Arthropoda; Insecta; Coleoptera; Chrysomelidae
Source: the annotation of a GenBank genome assembly